AUGUCUCCUACCAGUUUUCCUGAAGCAAUUUCUUCUGUUCUUUCGCCGACAUUUUUGUUUGCUUCUUUGAUCUUUCUCUCUCUUUUUCCUUCUUUCAGUCAGUCUUCCUUUCUUUCAGUCUCUCUCUCUGUCUUCCUUUCAGUCUCUCUCUCUGUCUUCCUUUCAGUCUCUCUCUCUGUCUGUCUGUGUCUUCCUUCCUUUCAGUCUCUCUCUCUGUCUGUCUGUGUCUUCCUUCCUUUCAGUCUCUCUCUCUCUCUCUCCGUGUGUCUUUCUUUCAGUCUCUCUCUCUCUCUCCGUGUGUCUUUCUUUCAGUCUCUCUCUCUCUCUCUCUCUUUUCAGUGUCUUUCUUCCGUGUGUCUUUCUCUCUCUCUCUCCGUGUGUCUUUCUUUCAGUCUCUCUCCGUGUGUCUUUCUUUCAGUCUCUCUCCGUGUGUCUUUCUUUCAGUCUCUCUCCGUGUGUCUUUCUUUCAGUCUCUCUCCGUGUGUCUUUCUUUCAGUCUUUCCGUGUCUUUCUUUUUCAGUCUCUCUCUCUCUCUGUGUGUCUUUCUUUCAGUCUCUCUCUCUCUCUCCGUGUGUCUUUCUUUCAGUCUCUCUCUCUCUCUCUCUCCGUGUGUCUUUCUUUCAGUCUCUCUCUCUCUCUCCGUGUGUCUUUCUUUCUCUCUCUCUCUCUCCGUGUGUCUUUUUCUUUCAGUCUUCUCUCUCUCUCUCUCUGUGUGUCUUUCUUUCAGUCUCUCUCUCUCUCUCUCUCUCCGUGUGUCUUUCUUUCAGUCUCUCUCUCUCUCUCUCUCUCCGUGUGUCUUUCUUUCAGUCUCUCUCUCUCUCUCUCUCUCUCUUUCUUUCUCUCUCUCUCUCUCUCUCUCUCCGUGUGUCUUUCUUUCAGUCUCUCUCUCUCUCCGUGUGUCUCUCUCUCUCUCUCUCUCUCCGUGUGUCUUUCUUUCAGUCUCUCUCUCUCUCCGUGUGUCUUUCUUUCAGUCUCUCUCUCUCUCCGUGUGUCUUUCUUUCAGUCUCUCUCUCUCUCUCUCCGUGUGUCUUUCUUUCAGUCUCUCUCUCUCUCUGUGUCAGUCUCUCUCUCUCUGUGUGUCUUUCUUUCAGUCUCUCUCUCUCUCUGUGUCUUGAUUCUCUUUCUUUGUGUUGUGAAAGCCACAAAUUUGCUUUGAGAACGCUUACUUCCUCUCUCUCUCUCUCUCUGUGUCUGUGUGUCUUUCUUUCAGUCUCUCUCUCUCUCUCUGUGUGUCUUUCUUUCAGUCUCUCUCUAGGUCUCUGUCUUUCUUUCGGUCUCUCUACCUCCUUCAUUCAUUGCUUCAUUCUAUGA
This is a messenger RNA of Acanthosepion pharaonis, 1311 nucleotides long. The record is from the annotation of a GenBank genome assembly. Lineage: Eukaryota; Metazoa; Mollusca; Cephalopoda; Sepiida; Sepiidae.